AUGGUAGGAGUAAAUCAAGCAGAAUUCAGUUCAUAUGAGAAACUUAAAGAUGAACUUUGCAUAUCUUCGGGUAUAAUUCUACGAAAACAUCAAAUAAUCAUACCAGAAAGUUUACGAGAGAAAGUUGUGAACAUUGCUCAUGAAGAUGAGUUAGUUAAUGGAAAAGUUAAAUCGUGUUUAGCCUGUCAGAUUACAACUCCAGUCAGUGAAAAGGAGGCAUUGAAAAUGUCAGAGUUGCCAAGAUCUCCUUGUAAAGAGCUAAGUAUGGACUUUGGUGUAGCUCCUACAGGCACAGAUAAUGGACCGCCAUUCAAUAGCAAGGAAUUUUACGAGUUUUCAAAGUAUUUGGGAUUUAAACACAGAAAAGUUACUCCUUAUUGGCCACGAGCCAACGGGGAAGUGGAAAGAUUUAUGCGUACCAUCAAAAAGACAAUAAAGGCUGCGAUACAUUGCAAAUUUGGGGGGGUAAAAAUUACCCUUGAAGUUAUGGGUGAAAUGAGUGCCACAGAGUGCCCCGGUUUUGAAGGCGAAGGAAUUAUGCUGCCUGUGCUUUCCAGAAAACAGAAAGCGGCACGAAUAAAAGCGGCACGAAUUAUUCAGUCUCGAUGGCUUAGCUAUCUAACAAGGCGCGAAUUUUUAGCGCAGAAACAGGCUGCAUUGGUUAUCCAGUCUGAAGUGAGAAAAUAUAUCGUUCAACGACAUUAUCGAAAUCUGAAAGCGAGCGUUUUCUUUCUGCAGAAACGUUACAGAGAGAAGUUGAUGGCAAAACUGCAACAAAGGGAUGAUGCUUCACGAGUCCUGCAAUGCCAUUAUCGAGCUUAUGUAUUGUCAAAAGAUGUUCAAGAAAAAUACAAGAACACUAGAAACGCCAUAAUCAAACUUCAAGCAUUAUGGAAAGGAUAUCAAGUUCGUAUGAACUAUAGUAAACAGAGGACUUGUAUCUUUCUUAUCCAAUCCAGAGUUCGUGGUUAUAUCAUGAAAAGACAAUACUUAAAAAUGAGAUUUGCUGCAGUUGUUCUGCAAAUGCGUUAUCGUGCAUUUCGAGAAAUGCUCAUCGCUCGUGCUCAAUACUUAGAUACCCGUAGAUCAAUCAUCAAACUCCAGGCUGUUGUACGCGGUCAUCGCUUUCGUCAAGAACUUAGACAGAAAGUCCUUGCAGCCGUUCUCAUACAAUCUUCGUUUCGCAGUUACGUCACACGGUCUCGAUAUGUAUGUUUGAAGGAAAGUGCCAUCAUUCUACAGAGACGGUAUCGUGCAUGGAAUCUAGGUCAUCGGAUUAAAAACGAAUAUAAUUUAACACGUGAUGCAAUCGUGACCAUGCAGAAGCACACACGUGGCUGGGCAUUGAGAAGGGAAAUGAGAAGACUGAGAAAUGCUACAGUAAGAAUACAAGCUGUGUACAGAGGUUAUCAACAGAGAAAUAUGUACUCAACUUUGCGUGUGUCGGCCAUUGUUAUACAACAAAAGUAUCGUGCAACCCGCAAGUCUCGAAUUGCCCGCAAGGAAUUCAUACAAAAGCGAACUACAACCGUACGCCUUCAAGGUUUUGUUCGUGGAAGAUUAUGCAGAAGACAAUGCGAACGUGUUAAAAGCUCUGUAAAAGUUAUUCAAACUCGUUGGCGAGCCUUGCUCAACGCUCGCAAAUCAAGAGCGGAAUAUCAACACAUGAGAGCAUGCGCAAUCACCAUUCAGUCUUUCACCAGAGGACUGCUGGCUCGCAGGAUAGCACACAGAGAAUGA
Molecule: messenger RNA, 1740 nt
Organism: Xenia sp. Carnegie-2017
Lineage: Eukaryota; Metazoa; Cnidaria; Anthozoa; Malacalcyonacea; Xeniidae
Product: abnormal spindle-like microcephaly-associated protein homolog
Exons: 5
Coding region: 1-1740 (579 amino acids)
Biological process (GO): establishment of meiotic spindle localization; DNA integration; mitotic cell cycle
Cellular component (GO): spindle pole
Molecular function (GO): protein binding; nucleic acid binding
Source: RefSeq, a predicted model, not a curated record